This is a messenger RNA of Coturnix japonica (Japanese quail), 2085 nucleotides long. RefSeq names its product lymphocyte specific protein 1 (gene LSP1). Lineage: Eukaryota; Metazoa; Chordata; Aves; Galliformes; Phasianidae. The record is from RefSeq and is a predicted model, not a curated record. Gene Ontology annotation, biological process: signal transduction. Gene Ontology annotation, molecular function: actin binding.
UCUGCUGAGCGCAGGAAGAGCAAAGCAGCGGCGGCAGCACCAUCUUGCAUCAUCCCUCCGUGCUAGCCAGGAGGGGAUAUGUCGGACCUUGAGGAGUGCCAGGAGGGUGCAGUAGGCACAGAUCAAGUGGGAGAUGAAUCCUACCAGGAGAGCGAGAGGCUGACGGCACAGUGGAGUGUGGAGGAUGAGGAGGAAGCAGCACGAGAGAGGCGGCGGCGGGAGCGUGAGAAACAGCUGAAGUCCCAGGCAGAGGAGGGCUUCAAUGGCACUGGCUCCUGCAUGGAGAGUGCAAGUUCAGCACAGGAGAACCACUAUGGUUUUAAGCCCUCUGGGAACUCAGAACUGGAAGAGGACGAGGGGUUCAGCGACUGGUCCCAAAAGCUGGAGCAGCGCAAGCAGAGAUCUCCACAACAGUCAUAUGAAGAAGAGGACAGUGGAGUGAGGGAAGUAGAAGUCAAACUGGAGCAGAUUCAGCUGGACCAGGAGGGCCCGGAGGAGGCCCAGGAGGAGAAUGUGGUUGUUAGGGAGGAAGAGAGGCUGUGCCAGGAGGAAGAACAUGUCCCAGAGCAGCAUGAGGAGGAAGAAGGAGUCAAACAGGAGAGGAAGAAGAGAAGGAGAAACGAAGAAGAAAACACUCUAGAAAAGAGCCCAAAGGCCCCAAGCCCCAUCAGCCUGGAUGAGGAGGAGCUGAGCUCAGACUGUACUGCAGCGAGCUCCAUCAAGAUCACAGACAGAACUGAGUCUCUGAACCGUUCAAUAAAUAAAAGUAACAGCAUAAAGAGGUCCCAGCCUCCCCUGCCUGUGUCAAAGAUAGAUGAUAGACUGGAGCAAUACACACAAGCCAUUGAGACAUCCACAAAGACUGUCCGACAGCCCUCUCUUGACCUUCCUACCACCAGCAUGAUGGUAGCCAGAACAAAAAGCCUGUGGGAGACUGGAGAGAUUGCUGCCCAAUCUGCAGUGAAGACCUCAGCCUGCAAGGAUAUCGUGGCUGGAGACAUCGUGAGUAAAAGAAGCCUUUGGGAGCAGAAGGGCAGUCCCAAACCUGAAACUGGUAUCAAGUCUGCUCCUUCUGACAAGAAGUACAAGUUUGUUGCAACGGCCCAUGGCCAGUACAAGAGGAUCAAUGAUACAGAUGAAACAGAUGAUGCUGCAGAGCAGUAGCAUGCCUGGAGAGCCCAAUAACCAGCUGAGCUGUCUCAAUGCAAUCCUCAAUGCCACGACUUCCUCUGCUCUAUAGAAGAUAACUGAAGGAUAUUUCUCAUCUCCCGCCUGAUGUCAGUUUGCUCUGGUACAGCCUGACUCCUCUCGGGGUGAGCACACCCUGUGCUGCCUCCAGCUGGCUGCGAGGGAUGGAUCAACUGGCCAAACCAGUCCCACUUUUAACCUUCUGCAAGACUCUUUGGCUUUUUUUUUUUUUUUUUCCAUUUAAUUAAAUCUGGCUCUGCCAUGGAGAUGGGAGACUGUGGCUCCCCUUCCUCUCCUCUUUUUCAAGUGCUGAAAGAGAAGGGCCUGCUGUCCUGCCCAACUGGCAGGGCUCCUGCUGUGUGAUGGAGAGCUUCUGGCUCCCAGUGACUGGAGAGAGGGGAGCUCAUGAGGACCCCGGUGGAGGAUCUGGUGUUGGAAAGGGGAGUGAGGGGGAGACUCUGUGCCACCCUCCUGGUGCCAGCUGUGUGUGAAGAUGUUGCACUGCAACAUCUGCUUUGAGGGACCUCCAUCUCCAUGUGCACAUCAAGCUGUGUUUAAUUUGGUCCUGUUAAUUUAGUUCCCAUAUCAUCCUUUAAUCACAACCAGGUAGCCAUGCUGUAAUGCUCUUGCCACUUUUCUCUGUUGUCGGUGGCAACAGCUUUGGUUCAAAAAGCUGCUGCCUUCCCCUCCACUGCCCAUGGUGGGGCUGAGCACUCCUUCUCCAGGUGAGGAGCUUUUCUUGAAGGUUUUUUUCUCCCUAUGCCCUUCUCACAAAGGCUCUCAACAUAACGUUGCAACUUGCUUUUGCUUCAAUUUACAAUGUGUUCUGGAUUUAAUUUUUUGGGUUUUUUUUGUAAGCAUUUAAUAAAAUUUGAGGAAGAUGUUGUAACAAUGGCA